ACCUGAAAACACCUGCGACCCAUUUACACGCUAGGAACUGUGAAUGGCAACGAUUGUCAGCUGAUAACAACUGUGGCAGUUUGACCAUUCCACUGAAAACGACACCAUGCUGGGAGAGAGCCUGAGCCUGUUCAAACGAAAGAAAACUAUUUUUGCCGCCCUCGCAGGACUGGGCUUGCUGGGCCUCGUCGCGGUCUACAAUUGUGGAGCAAAUAAUCCAACGGCAGCAGCGCUGCAGGAUAAAUGUUUAUUCUGUGAUUUUGCCAAUGGACGACAGGGUCCGCCUCCAGUGCUGGAGGUUCAAACUGACGAAUAUGUGAUAUUCAAGGAUAAAAGUCCCGCGGCAACGUACCACUACCUGGCCAUACCCAAGCAGCACUUUGAUAGCUUCAGUGUACUCAACAGAUCCCACAUUGGACUUGUGAUGCAGAUGGAGUCUGGCAUGGUGGAGCUGCUCAAGUCGAAGAACGUGGACCCUUCCAAGGCAAUUAUUGGAUUUCACAUCCCGCCAUUCAUCUCAGUGAAGCAUCUGCAUCUACAUGGCAUCUAUCCCCCGUCGGAGAUGAGUUUGUGGAAUCGCAUCAACUUCAUGUCUUCGUUUUGGUUCAAAACGGCCAAGGACGCCAACGAAGCGCUGGAACUGAGAGAGUUGUAACAAUGGACAACCCCGUGUAAAUAUCCCCAAAGCUGUGUUUAUGUGUACCCUUGCAUUUCCAAUUGUAAAUAGACACAUUGUUGCUUUUAAUUAGCAUUAAGUGAGAAACCAGUUACCUGUGCACGUAAACUAUCGUAUCGAAUCAAGAUAUCAGUGAUAGCAGUCGUACUAAUGUCUCGGCCAAAGACUUGUGUAAAAAUCACCUCAGACUCGAGCCAUUUAAUAAUUCUACAAUAUUUUAUGUUAAAAUAUAAAGUUUAAUUUAGUUA
Drosophila guanche is the source of this 924-nucleotide messenger RNA. Its product is annotated as histidine triad nucleotide-binding protein 3. The transcript has 3 exons. The coding region runs from base 107 to 655 and encodes 182 amino acids. The record is from RefSeq and is a predicted model, not a curated record. Lineage: Eukaryota; Metazoa; Arthropoda; Insecta; Diptera; Drosophilidae. Gene Ontology annotation, molecular function: catalytic activity.